This is a messenger RNA of Rhinocladiella mackenziei CBS 650.93, 837 nucleotides long. RefSeq lists its product as uncharacterized. The transcript has a single exon. The record is from RefSeq and is a predicted model, not a curated record. NCBI's taxonomy places the organism in Eukaryota, Fungi, Ascomycota, Eurotiomycetes, Chaetothyriales, Herpotrichiellaceae. The coding region runs from base 1 to 837 and encodes 278 amino acids.
AUGGCAAAUGAACACUCCCACCCCGUACGCAUCUUAAUAAUCAACCCCAACGCAUCGACACACAUGACCGACGCACUGAAACCCGUCGUUGACGCCCUAGGCUACCCAUCAGCGGAAUACACCUACUUCACCUCCCCUUCCCCAGGGAUCCCGAGCAUCAACUCGCCCUCCGAUGCCGCAACGAGUGCGGAAAUCUGCCUCCCGGCCCUCAUUCCCCUGCUGGCCCACCACGACGCCUUCCUCGUCGCCUGCUACAGCGAACACCCUCUCGUGCCUCUCCUGAAACGCGAAUGCGCAGCUCUGACUGGGUCCGCGACGAGUGGCACCCAGUGUCAAAGCGCACGGAAACAUGUCACAGGUAUCUUCGAAGCAAGCAUUUUAAGUUGCCUCUCACUCCUGACCGAGAAGGAGGAUGGGUUUGGGAUCGUUUCCACGGGGAAAGUUUGGGAAGAGGCGCUGCCGAGUGCGGUGGAGUCGUUUUUAGGGAUUCCUUCUCCAGGUGUGAGCGUGGGUGCGAGUCCAGCUGGGCGAUUCCACGGCUGCGAAACAACAGGACUCAAUGCGAGCGAAUUACAUGAUCUACCCACAGAGGAAGUGAGGGAAAAAAUGAUGGAUGCAACGAAACGGCUGCUCGGACGUGGUGCCCCAGUGGAGGGUUCAGGAUCCAAGGUCAAGGCAAUCUGUCUCGGCUGUGCAGGUAUGGUCGGGCUCGAGGAGGCGGUGCGUUCUGCGUGUGGAGAAGAACUCGGCCCCGACGCAGGCAAGGAGGUUCAUAUCGUCGACGGGGUCAAGGCUGGUGUGGGUGUCUUGUAUGGGCUUGCCAAGGGCGGGUUUUGA